AUGUCCAAGAUCACAGUCGCCGGUGUGCGCCAGAAUGUCCAGCAGCUGCUCGACUACUCUCAGAAUGAGAAGAAGAGGAACUUCCUCGAGACUGUUGAGCUUCAGAUCGGUCUGAAGAACUACGAUGUCCAGCGUGACAAGCGUUUCUCGGGCACCAUUAAGCUGCCUUCAGUUCCUCGUCCCAACAUGAGCAUCUGUGUUCUUGGUGACCAGCACGAUCUCGACCGUGCCAAGCACCACGGAAUCGAUGGCAUGUCCGCUGAGGACCUCAAGAAGCUGAACAGGAACAAGAAGCUCAUCAAGAAGCUUGCCCACAAGUACGAUGCUUUCCUCGCUUCCGACGGUCUCAUCAAGCAGAUCCCCCGUCUUCUCGGACCCGGUCUUUCCAGGGCUGGUAAAUUCCCUACCCCCGUCUCCCACUCCGAGGACCUCGCCAAUAAGGUCACCGAGGUCAAGUCCACCAUCAAGUUCCAGCUUAAGAAGGUUCUUUGCCUCGGUGUUGCCGUUGGCAACGUCGGCAUGGCCCAGGAGGAGCUGGUUGCUAACAUCAUGUUGGCCAUCAACUACCUCGUCUCCCUUCUGAAGAAAGGCUGGCAGAACGUUGGCAGUCUUGUCAUCAAGGCUACCAUGUCUCCCCCCAAGCGUCUAUACUAA
Monascus purpureus is the source of this 654-nucleotide messenger RNA. Lineage: Eukaryota; Fungi; Ascomycota; Eurotiomycetes; Eurotiales; Aspergillaceae. The record is from the annotation of a GenBank genome assembly.